Messenger RNA from Tachysurus fulvidraco (yellow catfish), 6072 nucleotides. Its product is annotated as C-type mannose receptor 2-like. Lineage: Eukaryota; Metazoa; Chordata; Actinopteri; Siluriformes; Bagridae. The coding region runs from base 4415 to 5296 and encodes 293 amino acids. The record is from RefSeq and is a predicted model, not a curated record. The transcript has 4 exons.
AGGUAUGUUUUGAUUUUAGCUGAUUAAUUUGUGUGUGUUAUCAUUAGAAGUAGUUGAUUAGUUAUGGUAGAAUUGUUCUUUCUCUCCUGUUUAAUAACAAGUCUUUAACUUUUUAGGCCUUAAAACAUACAGUUGUAGUAUUAAAUAUAAACAGUUGUAUUUUAAUUGUUAUUUUGUUUGAAACCUGUGUACAAUUGCAUGGCCACAUGUAAUUAUCUUGAUAAAUGAUUAAAGUCAGUUUAAUAAGUGACUAAAGUUUAGUAGAUUUGAAAGUGCUGCAGUGUUUUAUGGUAUUUAGUGCUGCUGUCGCUGAAAUGAUAAAGCUGAGGUGUUGCCGCUCCAAGACAUUUACAUUUUAUAAUAUUAGCACUUAUAGUUGAUGGGGCAGAUCUAGCAAGACACCCACUUUGUGGCAAAUGUGGCUUACAGUGACAGAACCAUGUUUAAAGAAACUUGAGCACUUCAUUACUACUGUACCUAUUCUACUGCUGUCACAUCAAUACUGAAAUGUAGUGUUUGUACAUUAUUUUUCCUGUCUGUUUGUAAUUGCAAAUUGCAAUUAACACCAUCUCAGCCACCUGAUAACUACCAAUGAUUUUAUGCACCUGUUAGCACUGGGUGUUGCUAAACUCAAUCAGUGUUGGGUGUCCACAUAUUUAUGAGCAGAUAGGGUUGGCUGGGUUUUAUCAUGAUCUUGGCAUGAUUUGAUCAAGACACUUUAGGACACACUGAGCUGGUCGAAAGCAAGAGUAAGUCAGAUGAAUUAAAAAAUGAUCAUUAGGUUUAUACCUAAUUACACAGAUUAUAUUAGUAUUUAUCUUUUCACUGUGACUGAUGAAUCACAUGGUACAGUCGGCUGUAAAUUUACACAGUUUAAUUUUUUUGUUAAGCUUCAAAAUCUUAUUUACUCCAGAGUCAUGUUCGUCAUGAAGCAGAAUCUUUUUCUUCUCCUUUAUUUCACUGGUGAGUGUAUUUUUACACAAAAAAGUUUAAUUCUCUUGCUCUCUCUCUCUCUCUCUCUCUCUCUCUCUCUCUCUCUCUCUCUCUCUCUCUCACCCACACACACAUACACACGCACAUGGGCAUAUUCAGAGUUCACCACCAUCUUAUUCAUAUUGUCACGGUCAGCCCACUUGCUGAACUUGAACUCUACAGUACGCCGGUGCGAAGUCUCAAUCUGAUUCGGCAAUCACCCUGACCCUGCCUGUCUGAUUACGAGUUUGAGUUUAAUAAAUAGCUGCAAAUGGAUCCUCAGGCUUAUGCCUCCUCAUCACACAUAUAUAGUUGUAUUAAUUAUUUAAAUAGUUUUUAUAAAAACAUUUUAAAGUCAUUUGGGAAGCAGUCUGACAGAACAAUGGCUAAAGUCAUAACUCCCGAAUUCUUUGGUUGAUUCUGUUUACUGUUUUUGGUGUUCUCCCUGUCUUCACAAAGCUUUCCUACAUGUCAUGAAAUGUAAUCCACAAUCUUGAAUUUGUUUGUUUUAUUAUCCAAUGACUGAUCAUUUGUCAGUAAAAUUUUUGGCAGAGUUUCAGCAUCUUUUUUGCAUUGUGCACAGAAUAAGCACACCUGCCUGCUUUGCAAGUACUUUUGAUAUUGUCUCUCAGGGUAGGAGAAUUCACCCAAGGUUGGGAUGUCAGUUCAUUAACAUAUCCAGUCUGAUUGCCUGUAUGCAUUUGGAGGAAACUGGAGAAUGUGGAGGAAACAUGGGUGAUCAUGCAAACUUCCACACAGACAGUAACCUGAACUUAAAUCAGGGACCCUGAAGCUGUUAGGUGGCAAUGCUACAAACUGUGGCACAAUGACUUCAUUAAAUUUACAUAAAUUAUAUAAAUAUCUUUGUAUAGUUAUUAAGGAAUGACACCAAAGACCUUUGAAACAACACAAAAUACUUAGUAGGCUUCCAAAAAAAGUUCUUUAGAAAUUCUUGUUUGUAUGUAUUUUAUUUUUCUGGAUAUUUAAGUUGUUAUACAGACAUUUCUAACAGGUGUCCCAAAAGUCUCCAUUCAUACUGUAAGAGACUAUGUAUGCCAGAAAAGUGCUUAUUUUCUACAUCAGCAAGAAGCUUUCUGGAAUUUACGUGUUGUACUUGCUAUUUCUUCCAUGUUUGGUAAUUCCAUUUUUUGCCUCUGGUAAGCAUUUGAUGGUCAUUCAAAUGCCUGUGAAAACUUCAGUGUCAUUGAAGCCAGCUAAGUUCUGGAACAGAAUAAGCUGUCUGAAGUCCCAAACUGACCCAGACGUAAAUGCCAUUCCAAGUACAUACCGAUGCCAGUAAUGUCGGCCUGGGGGCUAUACUUAGCCAGAUCUCAGCUGAAGGAGAGAAGGUGGUAGCCUAUGCCUCAAGGACCCUAAGAGGAGCAGAAAUAAAUUAUUCAACAUCUGAAAAGGAGUGUUUAGCAGUGGUCUGGGCCAUGGAAAAAUGGAGACAUUAGCUGGAAGGAAGGCAGUUCGACAUUUUUACAGAUCACGCGGCUCUGACUUGGGCCUUCAUCUGCCCCAAAACAUCCCCACGUCUGACCCGAUGGAUGGUCCGCCUCCAACAGUUCUGCUUCCAAGUACACCAUACUAAGGGCUGUCGUAAUUUAGGGCCAGAUGCAUUGUCCAGUGCUUACCUACCUGAAAAGGGUAAAGAGGUAGCCUGUUUCAUUGUGACACCUCCCAAGUAUACCUCUGACAUCCCUCACACCCUGGACGAAAUAGCUACAGCACAAGGCAGAGACAAUAACAUCACCCAUCUGCAGGCUCAUAGUAAAGACAGAAAGGUCCAGGAUCAGCAAGUUACCUUUGAGGUUCACCAUGGAGGGAAGUUCCAGUUAGUGGUCCCUCAGUCUUUAGUAACCAUCUUUCUGCAUUACUUUCACGACAACUCUCUAGGAGGACACCUGGGUAUUCUGAAAACUCUGCUGAGGCUGUUGGACAUAGCUUGGUGGCCUUCUGUCCGAAAAGACGUCUGGCUGUACGUUAAGGGCUGUGAGGUCUGCCAAAAAUACAACCCAGCGGCUUUCUGCAAAGCACCCAGGUCAAGGAACCAGGCCAUAUGCUGGGCUGGAUUUAAUGGGGCCCUUCCCAAUGAGCAAGAAGCAGAACACAUCACUCCUUGUAAUAGUGGAUUAUUUCACUAAGUGGGUAGAAAUGUUUCCUCUCAGAGAUAGUAAAUCCAAAAAAAUAACCAAAAUCCUCAGGGAAGAAAUAUUGACCCAUUUGAGGGGUUCCCAAAAAUCUGGUUUCAGACUGAGGCCCUCAAUUCACCUCCAUUAUCCUCUCAGAACGCUGUAAGGCAUGGGAAAGUAUCCAAAAACACACCACCAGCUACCACCGACAAACAAAUCUGACAGAGAGGAUAAAUCGGACUUUAAAAACCAUGAUUGCAUCAUACAUCGGACUUUACCAUCAGAACUGGGACCAGUGGUUUCUGGAGUUCCGCUUUGCUCUGAAUACGGCCCACCAAGAGACCACCGGCAAAACACCAGCGGAGCUCAUGAUUGGCAGGCAGUUACAAGGUCUAUGUAGCAGAGCCAAAUAAGGUGACACAAGGUAUAAAAACAUACAGUAACCGUUGUUUAGUGUAAGCAUUACUUAAUUGUGUUCACAGGUAAUAUGUUCUGUUUCCUUUGUGCUGGUCUGUUUCUCGCUCUCGUGAGACCGCACAGUUGACGUCACGCAACAUUGCUUAAUUUACGGGUUUUUUCCCAUAUAAGAAAGCAGACCGAUGGUGUUCAAGGUGGUGAGUUAAAUGGCGAUAGGUGCACCAGCUGUUUUUGUAAGGUUUUUGUGUGGAUUAUUAGUGGUGUUUUUUUGUCGUCUGGUGACUCACUGUGGAAUAUUCUUCACCUGUAUUGGAUUAUUCACCUGUGAGGACGCUAUUACACCCAUCCAUAAAACCGGACUUCCUAACACAUCACUACAUCCAGUGAGAUUGUGCCAAAUAAGGACAUUUCAUUCACAGAGGACUUAAGGGACACUUCACACACACACACACACACACACACACACACACACACACACACACACACACACACUUCACUUAUUGGGUUUUGAGGUAUUUUUUGUAUAUAUUUGUAAAUGGUAAUUUUGUAUAAUACACUGUCAGUGUCUGUCUGUUUCCUGGUAGGGUACUUAUAUUAGGGAGUGGUGCCCGAGUUAAUAGUGUCAAAUUUUGGGUGUAACAUACACGAGGACUGUUACACUAUUAUUGUCCUUUCUAUUCCUCUUCCUUGGGUGCAUAAAAAAAGGAUUGCAACAGCAAGGUGAAAAAACAGAUUUGAUUGUGCGGUGUAGACUUUUAUCUUUUUCAGCAGUGCCUGCUAAAUCGCAUUAAAAGUGUAUUAUGAAAUUUUAAAACAAAGUAUUACCAACAGGUCUUGUUCCAGUCAUCGUAUCCACCCUGCAAACAGUUUCGCACAAUUAUUAUCUGAUCAUGACACAGAAGUCAUGGCCAGAUGCACAGAAUUACUGCAAGGAGAUGUACACUAAUCUGGCAACAAUUGUAAGUUAUGCAGAUUAUUUACAAUUAAAGAAAGAAUCAGCAAGGAAAGGAUUGGUAGAACCUGCCUGGGUAGGAUUGUAUGACAGUGUCGAUAGUUGGCGCUGGUCCUUAAAUGACAUCCUGCUGAAGAAUAUAAAUUUUAUGAACUGGAACCCUGGAGAGCCUGAUAAUUAUGUUGCGAAAGAACUGUGUGUUAUAAUAAUGGGUACAAAUGGAUACUGGGCAGAUAAACCUUGUACAGGACUAAGACCCUUCAUAUGCUACAAUGUUAACUUCAGUGGUGCUGACAGGUUUAUUGGUGUUGCCAGUCCUCUGAUGACCUGGAAUGGAGCUCGGGAUCACUGCCGAAAAUAUCACACAGACUUGGCCAGCUCUCUUAACAGCUCAGAUCAAACCAUGUUAGCGCAGGUGUCUAGUAUCCAGGGUGAUUCCUGGUUCGGGCUCUACAGGGACAGCUGGAAGUGGUUAGAUGGCACCAAUUCUUCAAACCUUCAGUGGUACCCAGGACAACCCAGUAAUAACUGGGGUAAUGAGAACUGUGCACCAAUCUAUAAAGGGCUGUUCAUCGAUGAACAAUGCACCAACAUACACUAUUUCUUCUGUCACACCAUUUCCCCGGUGAAGAAACAGACAGUGAGACUGCAGCUGAAGUCUGACAGAAGUGUGUUCGAUCCUGUUGUACAGUCCUUUAUUUUAGAGCAGAUGAAGCAGAAACUGGAAGAACAUUUUAUGAUGGAGAAUAUUACAGUGACCUGGAGAGUGCAGCCCGAUGGAAACAUCUUCCACAAGAAAAACAAAGAACCUGUAACAUGAAAGUGAUCAAAUAUUUACUUUAGUAGGGGCAGAAAAUUAUUUUCAUGUAAGAUAUAUAAAAUGUGAUAGAAUGCAUGUGAUAGAUCAACUUUUUGUAUUUUUGAAGUUAUUAUUGAUUAUUAUAUAUUGAUUAUAAUAUAAUACAUUCAUUCAUUCAUUUUCUACCGCUUAUCCGAACUUCUCGGGCCAUGGGGAUCCUGUGCUCAGACAUCAUUGGGCAUCGAGGCAGGAUACACCCUGUACGGAGUACAAUAUAAUAUAAUAUAACAAUAUAUUGCAAGUUUUUUUUUACUUCAGUCUACCAUUUGUUUCUAUUUUCUGGAUCUCUGAACUUAGAAUUUAAAUAAUAUAAUUUAAAAGAAAUGUAAAAAGCGUUUGUCCCUAUUCUGUACCCAUUAUUGCAUUAUGCUUGUUUUGAUACACACUAAACUGUGUACUUAAUGUAAAUACAACCUCACAGAGGGAUCUUUCUAGUUUUUCGACCAAGUGUAAAUAAUUACCACCUUCUGUGGAUUUUUAAUAUUUCAUUAUUUUAUCUCCCUUUUUUCAAAAUAUUAAAACAAAAUAUUUCAGUAGGUCCCAGUUGGCCCAGUCUUGAGCCCUUUAGUGAUGGCAGUGGGUUUGUGAAGACGUGCGUCAUCACUUUUAAUCAAUUAAAAAGCAAAACAAUCAAUCAAUCAAAAAAAAGUAAAUAUACAGGUGCAUCUCAAUAGAUUGGAAUGUUGUGGAAAAGUCCAUUUAUUUCAGUAAUUUAACUCAAAUAGUGAAAUAAAAGA